Messenger RNA from Neofelis nebulosa (Clouded leopard), 4115 nucleotides. RefSeq names its product aromatase. The coding region runs from base 47 to 1558 and encodes 503 amino acids. The transcript has 9 exons. The record is from RefSeq and is a predicted model, not a curated record. Lineage: Eukaryota; Metazoa; Chordata; Mammalia; Carnivora; Felidae. Gene Ontology annotation, molecular function: iron ion binding; monooxygenase activity; heme binding.
UUACAUAGGGCUUUAAAUUGUUUUUCCUGAGCUUAAGAAACAAAAGAUGGUUUUGGAAAUGCUGAACCCAAUGCAUUACAACAUCACCAGCAUGAUGCCCGAAGUCAUGCCUGUGGCCACCAUGCCAAUCCUGCUGCUCACUGGCUUUCUUCUUUUGGUUUGGAAUUAUGAGGACACAUCUUCAAUACCAGGUCCUGGCUAUUGCAUGGGAAUUGGGCCCCUCAUUUCCCACUGCAGGUUCCUGUGGAUGGGGAUUGGCAGUGCCUGUAACUAUUACAACAAGAUGUAUGGAGAAUUCAUGAGAGUCUGGAUAUGUGGAGAGGAAACACUCAUUAUUAGCAAGUCCUCAAGUAUGUUCCAUGUAAUGAAACACAGUCACUACAGCUCCCGAUUCGGCAGCAAACUUGGGUUGCAGUGCAUCGGCAUGCAUGAAAAUGGCAUCAUAUUUAACAACAAUCCAACCCUCUGGAAAGCUGUUCGACCUUUCUUUACAAAAGCUCUGUCUGGCCCUGGACUCGUGCGCAUGGUGACAAUUUGUGUUGAAUCCGUCAUAACACAUCUGGACAGGUUGGAGGAGGUCACCAACGAACUGGGUUACAUCGACGUGUUGACCCUCAUGAGGCGCAUCAUGCUAGACACCUCUAACAUGCUCUUCCUGGGGAUCCCACUGGACGAAAGUGCCAUUGUGGUUAAAAUCCAGGGUUAUUUUGAUGCGUGGCAAGCUCUCCUUCUCAAACCAGACAUCUUCUUUAAGAUUUCUUGGCUAUACAGAAAAUAUGAAAAGUCUGUCAAGGAUUUGAAAGAUGCCAUGGAAAUUCUGAUAGAAGAGAAAAGACACAGAAUUUCCACAGCAGAGAAACUGGAAGACUGUAUGGAUUUUGCCACUGAGUUGAUUUUUGCUGAGAAACGUGGUGACCUGACAAAAGAGAAUGUGAACCAAUGCAUACUGGAAAUGCUGAUCGCAGCACCAGACACCAUGUCUGUCUCUGUGUUUUUUAUGCUUUUUCUCAUUGCAAAGCACCCUAAGGUUGAAGAGGCAAUAAUGAAGGAAAUACAGACUGUCGUUGGUGAAAGAGAAAUCAGGAUUGAUGAUAUGCAAAAAUUAAAAGUGGUGGAAAACUUUAUCUAUGAAAGCAUGCGGUACCAGCCUGUUGUGAACUUGGUCAUGCGCAAAGCCUUACAGGAUGAUGUCAUAGAUGGCUAUCCAGUGAAAAAGGGGACUAACAUUAUCCUGAAUAUUGGAAGAAUGCAUAGACUUGAGUUUUUCCCCAAGCCCAAUGAAUUUACUCUUGAAAACUUUGCAAAGAAUGUUCCUUACAGGUAUUUUCAGCCAUUUGGUUUUGGGCCCCGUAGCUGUGCAGGAAAAUACAUCGCCAUGGUGAUGCUGAAAGUCAUCCUCGUUACACUUCUGAGACGAUUCCACGUGCAGACUUUGCAAGGAGAGUGUAUUGAAAAUAUGCAGAAAAAACAUGGCUUGUCCUUACACCCAGAUGAGACUGGCAACUUGCUGGAAAUGGUUUUUACCCCAAGACAUUCAGAAAAGUGCCUCAAACACUAAAGAAGGUUGAUCAGUACCUACUCUGGAGCAUUUCUCAUCAGUAGUUCACAUGGAAAUCGCCCGUCUUUACCAGGUAGUAUCAUCCUCACAGUGGACAUUUGGUGGCCUGUGCCAUUUUAUAGGCAUACCUCAUAUGGGCUGUCAGCAAGCCAGGAAACAUUGGUUGUCUGUUCUUGUCCAAACCAGAGAAACAGACUUCCAAAGAAAAUAGAGGCCAACAGUUUGCAGGGGAAAUGGUCAAUUCCACAAAACAGGCUUUGGAAAAGAUAGGCCAUGAGGCAAAACUUAUGUCCGCCUUCCCACAAAAUCCCCACUGCCUUGUCCCAAGAACAUUUUAAUGUCUAGGGCGGAAGCACUCAAGUCCAUUAGAAAGACCAGGCUGGUGUCUGGGUAUUUAGGGCCAAACAUACCUGCUAAUGUGAAUAAAAGUGUUUUUAUUUAGUUUUUAGUGGUAGGGUCUACAACAUUCAUAUUCUUUGGAGAAAUGCUUACAAAUUCAGCAUUUGACUUUUCCUAUGAAUUAUUAAAGAAACUCUUGAUUAUCCACAGGUGACUUGUCUGUGGCAAAAGUUAAAUAGGAGACUCUCCUUUCCCAGUCUCUCAAUUCAUGCCUCAGCCAAUUACCUCCACUACAAUAGAUAUCAAUUUGGGUGAUACAAAGUAAUUUAAUAAUAGCCUAAGUAAAAUAUAAUUAGGACCACCCAUCUGUUAUAGGGGGGAAAAAAUCACACAAUGCAUUUCAAAUUCAAAUAAAAAUUAUUUUCUUCAUGUUUGCAUCCUUGCUUAGCUCCACUAGUGCUAACCAAGAGAUAACUUUAAAUAAUGGCAUCUAUUAAUUCUUAUAACAGCCCCCAGUGAUUUGAGGCAGGAAAAGUCCUCUAUAUCUAUAUCUAAUUCUCCAACCCAGUGGGCUCAAACCCAUUCCAUCUUCUUUCUCCCUCAACAGUCUUCCCUUCUCUCUCUUUCCCUUAUCCCAAAGUCAAUAGCAACAGAUCAGUGGAGAAUAUGGUCAGGGUAGAACCCCUGCAAUCAUCUUUUAUCCUACCUCGGAUUUAAUAGUUAUCUUAGAGAUUUAACAGCUAUUGAGUUUAUUGAAUCAUUACACAUAGCCAUGGAUAAAAUGCACACCUUAUGAUUAGCUCUUUAAAGAGAAUCAAGUAGAUGAGUUAAUUUUCCAAAUACCACUUUACUUGUGUUAUAUAGCCAAUAUGAUUCUAUCUGCUGAAUGCCAUUUAAAAAUUAAAAAUCAUUUGCAAAAAUUAAGCUCAUUACCAUUGAGUCAACCACCAACUCCACAUUUGAAUAUUCUCCUCAUCCUCCUGUUUGGCAAUAAAAUAACAACUGAGUAUAAAAUGAGAGUGUAAGCUCCUUGAGAGCAGCUCUUUUCUUUCUCUUACAAUCCAUCUCAAUCCCCCAUUCUGACUCCCCAGAAGGAAGGAUAGCACUGAAUAGACACUCUUGCUCAUAGAACCCCUAACUGACCCCAGAAUUCAACUAAAGAGAAGUCAGGUAUUAUAAGAUUUCAAGGAUAGGUAACAGUAAAGAGGAAAAUAUUUGAACUUGGAAUUAUUUGGAUCAUCCAUAUGGCCUAAACAUACACAUAAAUAUGCCUAUGUACUUGACUGUAUCCAUAGUUGGGUCUGGACAAUCAUCCAAAUAGUUCAGCCCCCUGAAAUAACGGCCAGGAUUUUAGAUUUUAAUGUAUCUAAGUUAAUUCUCUUGAUGACUGUUAACACACUUUGCCUCUGGCUGGAGCUUCACAGUAGAGGAAAAGACUUCAGAUUAGUGUACUUCACCCAUCCAGUUCCCUUGGAACAUCUAUUGUAUUUUGUAUGUAUAUAUGUAUCCAAGGCCUAUGUUUACAUGAUCAAAGUCAAACGGAGGGUUUAUAUAGUUGUAUACCAAUAUUGUGGAUACAAAAAUAUUCUGGGGAAAAACUAGGGGUGGGGGUGGGGGCAGGGGAAGAAUAGGAAGAGGGCAAAUGCUGGUUCGAAUGAUCCAAGCAAACUCUUCCAGAAUCAAAUUAUCUGGGUAAUCAUUCAAAUUUUCUCUCUGCUUAGCCUGUACCGACAAAUCCCAUAUGUUUGUACAGGUUUGGCCUAAAGUAUUUGGAAUACUGUUGAUUUUUCAUUAGGCUUAUCAACAUAUAUUUGAAAAUCCUGUUUUCUCUUCAGAAUUUUGCCUCAUUGUCCUGUACUUGUUACUCUUGAAUGUGCCGUGGAUUCUGUUUUUACCAGUUUUCAAAGAACUGGAGUAUAUAAAUUGUCAGUGAAAUGCAUGCAUUAUAAGGGCUCUAUUAUUGUAAAAUUGUGAGGACAGUUGUGCCCUCCCAUCCUCAGGUGUACUGGACACCCCCCUCUGCCUUUAUUGACAUCUCACUUUUUCCUACUCCAAGUGGAAAACAAUCACAUACAGAAAGCCCCACAUAUCAAGAAAUGUCAGUUGGAAGUUGUCACUUUUAUUUCUAAACAUCACCUUUUGCCUGUCGUGGUGCUAAUAUUCUAGUAAGUGUGUGGCCUUUGCCCACUAAAAAGAAUACUAGCUGGAACCUCCUCAA